This is a messenger RNA of Paramecium pentaurelia, 4339 nucleotides long. The record is from the annotation of a GenBank genome assembly. Lineage: Eukaryota; Ciliophora; Oligohymenophorea; Peniculida; Parameciidae.
AAUGAGUACUUUUGGUUAAAAGUAUAGAGUUACAACUUUUGGAGAAUCUCAUUCUAAAGGAGUUGGUUGUGUUAUUGAUGGAUUUCCAUCUAAUUUUAAAAUUGAUUAAGAUUCAUUACAAUAUCAAUUAAAUAGAAGAAGACCUGGAUAAACUAAAUUAACAACUUAAAGAGAUGAAAAGGAUAAAGCAAUUAUAAUUAGUGGACUCAAUACUUAAAAUUUAACUUUAGGUAGUCCCAUAAUGAUUAUGGUCUAUAAUGAAGACAUGAGACCAUAAGAUUAUAAAUAAUUUGAUUAAAUACCUCGUCCUGGUCAUGCUGAUUUUACAUAUUAAAUGAAAUAUGAAAUCAGAGCAGAAAGUGGAGGAGGUAGAUCCUCUGCAAGAGAAACUAUUGGAAGAGUUUGUGCAGGUGCUAUAGCCUAAUAAUUUCUAUGUUAAAUGAAUAUAUCAAUUUCUGCUUGGGUUUCUUCUGUUGGGAAUAUUGAAAUUCCUAAAGAAGUCUAACAAUAAUUAAUAUUAAAUCCACCUACUCAAGAAUAAAUUGAAGAAGUUAAUACAUAAUAUUAAUUCAGAAAUCCACAUUAGGAAUCUGCAUUAGAAAUGGUAAAAUUAAUAGAGUAAGUAAAACAUGAUAAGGAUUCUAUUGGAGGAACUGUAACUUGUGUUAUUAAAGGGUGUCCUGUUGGAUUAGGUGAACCAUGUUUUGAUAAAUUUUAAGCUGUCUUGGCUCAUGCUAUAAUGAGUAUUCCAGCAACAAAAGGUUUUGAAUUUGGUUCAGGUUUUGAAGGAACAAAAUUAAGAGGAAGUGUUCAUAAUGACAGAUUCAAAAAUUUAAAACCUAUCACUAAUAAUGCAGGAGGUACUUUGGGUGGUAUAACAAAUGGAGAAAAUAUUUAUUUUAAAGUAGCAUUCAAACCAGUUUCUACAAUAGGUCUUGAAUAAGAGACAUCUAAUUUUAAAGGAGAAGAUAUUAUUUUAGAGGCUCAUGGCCGUCAUGAUCCUUGUGUAGUUAGUAGAGCUGUGCCAGUAAUUGAAAGCAUGGCAGCAAUUGUUGUUCUUGAUUUGUAUCUAUUAAGUAAAUAAAAAUGAGUAUUUUUUAUAAUAAUAAAAAUGAAAGUAAUGGAAUAACUGGAAGCUGCCAUUAAAUCAAAUGAUACAGUGACUAAAUUACUUCCAGCUCUUAAGAUAAUAACUAACUCAUUGCCAUUUCCUGAUCGUCAUACAUACAUAAAAGAUCCUAGGUUAGUUAAGCUACUGUUAAUUGUUUAUCCAUUGUUACCUGAAACUAUUGAUAUGAUUUUGGGACAGUUACUUAAUGUGUUCAAAGACUAAGUAGAAUGGAUUAAGGGAUGUUGUAAAGCCAUAGAAGAGUAUGCAGUGUUUAAAUCAAAUACGAUUAGUUCAUCUAAGUUUUAUUCUCUUGAAUAUUUUUAAUAAGUUCUUCAUUGUGCAGCAGAAGCAUGGUAACCAUAAAGAAAUAUUAUGAUAGUUUAGAAUUAGAUGAUAUUUGUUAUGGUUUUAUUAUAUUUUUGAAACAUGCAGAGUCAGAGAAGAUGGUAUUACACAUCAUGAAUAAAAUCGAAGCAGUAAAGGAAGAGUAUGGAUAUGGUAUUAGAUCUCUUAGUUAGUUUUGUGAAUUGGUUGAAUCAAGUAACUAAUAUUAUAUAUUUAGCCGUUCUAUAGCUGUAUCAGGAAGAAAGCAAUAAAAAUACUGAAGAUUAACAUUUCAGAUCUGUUGCUAUUGGAUUAUAAGAGAGUUAGAAUAGAAGAGUUCUACAUCAUUAAAAUACUCUUUCAUCACCUUCAAUGAGAUCUCCUGCUGUAUCUAGAUAAAGAUCUGAAUCAUUUGGAUCUCUUAAUGAUGAAAUAAUAGAUAAUCUCAAUAUUGAAGAAAUUCUUAUUUAAGAAAAACCUCGAAUCCUUGAUUCUGAUUAAGCAGAAUAUUUUAAAUCAAAUGAAAGACUCUAAAAUUUAAUAUACUUUAUAACAGAUCCAUAUUUCUCAUAACCUAGUCUUAUAUUUGAUACUGAUUUACUUGCAGAACAUUCAAUAGAAUUUGAUGAAAACGAUUACAAAAAAUUUAAGAAUAUAAAAAUAGAUAAAUUAUUUACAAUUAGGUCAUUUAAAACAUUACUCUUUCUAACAGAUAUACACAAUCACAAAUUGUUAACAGAAGCUAAUAAUCAUCUCACCUAAAUUAUUUGUAUAUUUUAAUUAAUAAAUAAUCUAGUUCGAUCAAUCUCAGGGUUUUUAUAGAACAAUUAAUCAAUUGGUAACAUCACUCAUAUUGUGGCACUUAUUUAAUUUUAUCUAAAGAAUGACACUAAAGAUACGAUAUAUUACUUUCUGUAUUGCAAUCUUCACUUUUAAUUCUUAGAUUAUAUAUGUAUUCAUUAUAAAAAUCUAAUUAGAUAAUUCAUAUGUAGUUGACAUUUUAAUCAGAUUUAUAGACCCAACUUAUAUUAGAAUCCCUGCAUAAUUAAAAGAUGAAAUCUGGUAUUUUUUGAAUAGCCAAGGUUUCAUUUCAUAUAUAAUUGGACGUAUUAUUAAUAAAGACUAUUUGGGUGUAAAUAGAAAAGAAUUUCAUAUUUCAAAAGAAGGAUAUAAUAUUCUAAAACGUAUUUAUGACUAAAAAGUAAUUAAUGGUAAAAAAAUUAUUUAAUUAUAUUUUCAGAUGAAAAUACUUCAGAAUAACAUACUUAUAAUUUGAGUUCUAAUUUAGAUUAAUUUCUAGGUCCAUUAAUGCCUGGUAAGACUAUUUAAUAAAAUUUAAUUAAAAAAAAAAGAGUUUUACAUGCAGCUUAAACUUAAAUUUAUUCUAGGAGACAUUCAGGAACAACCAUGACUGGAAAAUUCAAUAAAAUAAUACUUGUAGAAAAUAUACAUUUAUCAGAAUUAAAUGGAAAUUAAUAGGAUAUAGAUAGACUUAAAGAUGUUAUAUAGUAUUAUCAUAAUAAUCAACUUGAUAAUGAAGAUGCAAUUACUCCAAAUUAAGGGACAACUUAAUUAGGUAGUGAAAAGAAUAUACCUAAAUAAACACAUAGAAGUGUAUAAAGUGAUUAAUUCUUCAAAUCAGAUUUCUUAAUUAAUUAAAUAGAUUAUAAACCUGUAGAUAUAAAAUCAUUUUUAGGUGAAAAUAAAUCUGUUGAUACUAAAUUACCUUCUCUUAAAUCAAGUACAAAAAUUAGUGGAGGUAGUGUACAUACAAGUAGAAUUGUAAGAUAAUCUUCAAAAUAAGGAUAGGAAUUUAUAUUUAAGAAAAAAAAGUCUUUAAAAAUAGAAAAUAUUGAAGAAAUUUCUAAUAAUUUUAAAAAACUUAACAAUCCUAUUUCAUCUCCUACUUCUGCUUCAAGAUGUCAUAAAUUUUAUCCAAAUAGUGAUAUUAGUGUUGUUGAUCAUAUUAUGAGAGAAGAAUAUUAAGAAUAUAUUCAAUAUAAUAAUGAAUUUGCUUCUUAUUAAAAUUCUCAAUUAUUAAAUUUUAUUGUUAAUACAUUUCAAAGUUAAAAAUAUAAAUUUUAGGCUUAAAAUGAUUGUUUUACACAAAUAAUUGAUGAAAAAUUAUUAAAUUUUGAAAAAUUAAUUAAACAUUAUACUUUAAAAAUAUUAGAACCUGAAAAUGGUAGUGCUUAUGAAUUAGGAUUUUUAAUAAUCAAUAUACUUAAGAAAUUAUCCAAUUGUAAUAGUCUUUAGGAAUAAUGCAAUAAAAUUUAUAGAAAUCAAAUUCCUAGAUUAUGCAGGAAUAUUUCAUUAUUAAAUAAGUAAUAAUAGUUUCCUUAAUAAUUAAAUUUAUAAUAAUUUUCUGUAAAUGUCAUUGGAACUUAAAAAAUAGUUAUGUAUGAGAUUUUGUAACUUAUGAUUUGCAAUGUUAAAAUAAAAUAUUCUAAUAUCUUUAUAAAAUUGAAUGAUACUGCUAUGCACAUAUUAACAAUAUAAUUUCAUACUAGUUUUCAUAAUGGAGUUUAUUAAAGAAUUUUCAUGACUUUAGUUAGACAUUUAUUUGUUUAUGCUUCAGAGAAAUAAUUAUUAAGUUUAGUUUUCAAAGUAAAUCUUAUUGAAUCUAUUCAUGCUGCUUAUAAAAAUACUGUGAUUAAUAGGGUUGUAAUUAAAGAGUGGAAUACAGAAUAAUAUAUACUUUAUUUAUAAUAAUUAAGUUCAUUAAUAAUUAAUGCUUUUGAUUUGAGAGAAGACUUAAAAUAAUUGAGAUAAUCUUUAAUUAGAUUAUAAUCUUAUUAAAAAUUAAAGGAAUUAUCUUCCAUAUCCUAAUUUAAAUUUGACGUCAAUUAAUACACUAAAGAACUCAUUAUUGCAGAAUAAUAAUUAGUUAAAAUUAAAUUAUGA